GCAGAUUGAUUUUGAUUAGUUUCAUUUGUAUGAAUAUUUUUACACCGCAUUUUCCAUUUUUAGGGAUCGUAUUAUACAGGCGUACAGUAGGUGGCGACAUGCAUAUCCACCAUUAUUGCAAAUGCCAUUAUACCAGAGAAGAAGAACCUCUCCAAAGAAUACGCAGUUAAUUAGGUUUACGCUGCUUGGCUCAUUCACUACAAGGGCUUGCAAAACAAUAAUAUAAAAUAUUAGCACUGUUUAUUUUUGCCGUCGUGCAUAGCUGUCUUGUGUCUGUCCUCAGAAAAUGCACCUCUCUAUCCUACUGAGUGCCCUUCUCAGCAUCCCUGUCUCUUUGGGCUGGAAUGAAGACUUCCAGAUAGUGUGUUCUGGACAAGAGUUCCGCCUGCCGGUCUACUCAGGGUCAAGGAUUGUGACCUUUACCCCCAGCUACCCUCCAGGACCAAGAAGAGUGCUACUGGAGAAUAACAAUUUGAAGGACCCGCGGUUUGAGUGGACCAAAGAUAGGACAUUGCUGUUGAAGGACGUCACACACGGUGACCAGGGACUCUACUCUAUCAAGCUGUCCUCUGGAUUCACAGAUGAGACCGUUCGCCUCACUGUCUCAGAAUGUAUAAAAACUUUCAGACGGGGCUAUGGGGAGACUUUUCAGCACAACAUCCCUAAAGAUGGCUCCCUGUUGGAGUUUUCACCCAGGGGCUCCCACCCUGAUUCCCAGCCGGUGGUACUGUGGAACCGGACAGAUCUCGAGACCAGUGAGGCGGGUCGGGGGAGGCUGGGGUCGGACGGGAGGGUCUGGGUGGCAGAGAGGGUGACCCAGGCAGACCAGGGAAACUACACCAUCAGAGACGAGAACGGGAAAGUAAUCUCCCGCAGCAAACUCACUGUCAAUGGGCACACCUUCAAUGUCACCCGCUUCUUCAAGGAGUCGCUAAACCUUCCCCUGUUUCUCCCUGUCCCUCAUGUCCACCUCAUUUUUACCCCCUCCCUGCACCUGUCCAACCCCUCCAAUGUUCCCCUUGACUCCCGGUACUCCCGCCCCGUGCAGCUGAUCAAGGACGGGCAUAUCGUGGAUCAGGACUCCCGGUACUGGGGCCUCAUCUCUCUGGGGAGAAAUAGGACUGUCAACGAGGUGGUCAUCACCAGGCUGAGUGCAAAGCAUGAUGGGAUGUAUGAGAUUCGAGAUCAGGACGGCAACCUGGUGUCGUCUACUGUUCUCCAUGUGGUCGAUAAGACUGCGAGAUGGAGAGCGGUCCUCAAGUCCAUCAGCGUCCCUUCUGGCAUGUUUGUGACUUUGGCUGGUUUCAUCCUGUUUAUGAAGCGCUACCCUAACUGCAGCCUCACUAUGAUCAUCAAUGGCCUAAGAGGUCACCACACACCCGCAGCUAACCUGCCAAGAGGCAAUGUCCAGGACUACAGUCCGCCCAGCCCCCAGCCCUAUGGUUUUUAUGGUCAUUCACAGCAGACUGGAACGCCAAAAAUAUGGAGCCCCAGACCUACACAUUCUGGUUACACUCCUGUUGUGGACAGUGCAACACUUGUAGUGGACAGUGCACCACAGCCCUCCCCUGAGCCAGUGAGGACUGGGAGACAGCAGGAGACAGACCGACUUAGUGUUGAGACUGCCACUACUCACUAUCCCAGUAGAGAGGAGACUGCUGGCAGUGAGAGGGUGAUCUCCUUUUCUGUCGCUGGCGCCUCCGACUGCCUCCACUCAUCUGAAGACUGUUUUCAGUUCCGGAUCAAGAAAGAGGGAGUCGAGGAGAGAUGGAGGAAAGCAGAAGACUACUUUUCCACACUUCCACUGGACACGGAUACCUCGGAGACUUGCAGCAUCUAUACUUCUGACAAACUCAACUUCUUAUAAAAGCACAGAGAAGAAGAGUGAACACAGGUAAAGAAAGAGAGAAGAGAAAAUAGUGGAGGGAGAUAUGAUCAUAUAUAUAUAUAUAUAUAUAUAUAUAUAUAUAUAUAUAUAUAUAUAUAUAUAUAUAUAUAUAUAUUACUGCUCAUGGCUGAAUUUUGUCACUAUAGUGCCUAAUACUCAAUACUCAAAAAGUGCCUUCCUUUUUGAGUAUUGAGUAUUACUUCAUAUGAUGUAUGUAUGAUCAUUUCAUUAUUGUUCUUUUUAAGCAUGAGAUGAGCAAUAUCUUGCAUUUGGAAUAUCAUUAAUUUGUACAACUGGACAGUUAAUGUUCCUAGAACUCAACCCGACAAUUACUUUGCUGCUACCUACCUCGAACCCUCAGGAUGACACAUGUUAACCAUAGAUGUCUGUAUAUUUACUGUAAUGUGUGUAAUUAUAUUGUUACAUUAGGAUGGUAGGCAAGAUUAAAGAAAAGAUAAGGAAUUGGAAGAUUUUGUAGUAGAUUGAUAAGGGAAUGGCCUCAAUCUAAAAGCAUAGCUAACUGCAUGUGUUACCUACUAUUAAAUCCAAUGAAUGAACACAAUAAUAACCAAUGUAUCUUUUUUAGAUAACAUAUAGUUAAGUAAGAAACUGAGUGAUUUCUAUAAAAUGGCAUCCAUAUGAGUAUAUGACUUAUUUUCACCAGGUAUUUACAUUUGUAUUUAUUCUUUAUUGGCAUCAAUCUGAAAGUGUGUCAAUAUAUGAUUUUCACAUCAUACUUUCACAAUGCUUUCUUGUGUAUUAUUAACGUAUCAUUGGUAUGUGAGUCAAAUAAUGUUAUGUUGACGAAGAAAAUAAAACUAGUUUAAUGAC
Molecule: messenger RNA, 2719 nt
Organism: Oncorhynchus keta (chum salmon)
Lineage: Eukaryota; Metazoa; Chordata; Actinopteri; Salmoniformes; Salmonidae
Exons: 10
Coding region: 287-1867 (526 amino acids)
Source: RefSeq, a predicted model, not a curated record